Messenger RNA from Rhipicephalus microplus (southern cattle tick), 1192 nucleotides. RefSeq names its product putative Nudix hydrolase NudL. Lineage: Eukaryota; Metazoa; Arthropoda; Arachnida; Ixodida; Ixodidae. The record is from RefSeq and is a predicted model, not a curated record. Gene Ontology annotation, molecular function: coenzyme A diphosphatase activity.
CGCAUGACACGGAGGAAGGAAAGGUGGCGCAUGAUGUAAUCUGUAGCAUUGUCUGUUGCUGCCGUGCACUUUGGAGGUAUUAAAUAGAUGCCGUAAUUUAGCAUCUCAUUAGCAGCCGUGUAGCGUGUAAGGCGGGCGCGGAAGUACACCAACACAACCAACAGUUACACACAUGCUGUGUUUACGUUUAUAGCCGUACCUUAGCCAACGCGUAGUCGGAUGUAGCGGAGAAUCUGUGGUGAUAGCAUGCUUAGUUACAGCAGUGCAGCUUAGUGCCGCCCGAAGCCGCUAUUUAAUAUGACAGCCGUGGAAUAGGCGCGGUAUAACAGCGUGCGGAAGCAGGAUACGGUCAAGGUAUAGAUGGCUUUUCAGAAACAUAACGCGCACUUCCUUGCCUGGUCGUUGAACGGGUUGGCUAGGCUUACAAAUGCGCGGAGAAGCUGCUCUACGACACUCGACGAGACGUUCUUCAGCGAAGACAGGAAGAAGGCCUGCAUGGAAUCUUUAGUGAAAUCGUCAGAGGAACUGAGCCGCAUGUUCCGUAACGUUCCCACAACGCUGCCGGCCGCAGUGCUGGUGCCGUUCUGCAUCAACCGCUGCGGAGAGCCCGCCGUACUGUUGACAUUAAGGUCUCGGAGCCUCUCCAGACACGCCGGACUCAUUAGCUUUCCCGGAGGCAUCGCCGACGAUAGCGACGCGUCGGCCACGGAAACGGCACUUCGAGAAACCGAAGAAGAGCUUGGGAUACCGCCCGCAAACGUCGACGUGUGGGGCCCUCUGCACCCGCUCCCAUCGAUGGGUUCCACAAUUUUGGUCACACCCGUCGUCGGGUUUGCGAAGCCCUCGACGUCCUCGUCACUGAUCUACGAGUUGUCGGCGAACGAAAACGAAGUGGAGAAAGUGUUCAUGCCGACUUUACGAAGCUUGUGCGACCCACGCGCUUGGGAGUACACGUGCCUCAAGUACCCCGGUGUACCGGACCAUGCGUCGCCCGUUUUUGUCCUCGAAGAUGACGAAAAAAUUUGGGGACUAACUGCUAGGAUACUGCAUCUGUGUAUGAGCUGCAUUCUGCCGGAAUUGUACUGCAGGAAUUACCCCGGGAACCUGCUUAGAGUGACUGGUAGUGGCAGCAAGCUCUAAAGGACGUUGUUGCUGAUGUGCACGGCACGGCUUCUGUUUUACUAAUAAUAAU